Messenger RNA from Vanrija pseudolonga, 2350 nucleotides. RefSeq names its product Putative transporter1 (gene SPBC83.11). The transcript has 2 exons. Gene Ontology annotation, molecular function: antiporter activity; phosphoenolpyruvate transmembrane transporter activity. Gene Ontology annotation, biological process: phosphoenolpyruvate transmembrane import into Golgi lumen. Bases 459 to 2111 code for a protein of 550 amino acids. The record is from RefSeq and is a predicted model, not a curated record. Gene Ontology annotation, cellular component: endoplasmic reticulum; Golgi apparatus. NCBI's taxonomy places the organism in Eukaryota, Fungi, Basidiomycota, Tremellomycetes, Trichosporonales, Trichosporonaceae.
CGUCCUCGCUGUCAUCGUUGCCCCCCCAUCGCCCCCUUGCUGUGCUUUGCGCAUAUCACACACAGCGACUGUCGCCAGAUCAGAUCUUAUUCCAUCUCGCCGAUCGCCGUGCAGUACGCCGCUCGAGACACCACGACCACCGUCGACUUUACCGACGCGCUCUCUUCUCCCCGUCCUACCUUCCCGUGUCGUGCAACUCGCCCUGUAAAGACUAUUCACCACACACUUUGAGCCGUCACACACCCACACCACAUUACACGCACCCACGGCCACUUUGUGACUUUUGCACGCACCACUUGCAACCACCACCAACCCGUCACGCCUCACGCCGCACCACCGCACAAACACCAGCUAGCGCAAAUCCACCUUUGAAACUUCUUUAUCUCUCGCAGCCAAGCCAUUCCACUCGUCCUCGCACCUCCCCACCUCCCCUCCACCUCCCCCCCAACCUCCCCGGCAUGGACCCCCGCCAUCGUGCGCCAUUCGCGCACCAGUCGUCGUCGCUCGACCUCCACAGCCAGUACACACAGUCCCAGCCGCCGCUCCGACCGACGCAAUGGGCGCCCCCCAGCGGUGCCACCCACCUGGGCGUUCCCGGCGUCGUUGGCGGCCCAGGAUUCUUCGAGCCAGCACCCACUCCUGCGCCGUCCAAACUCGCAUCCGCAGCCGCUGGAUUACUCGGCAGCUUCAAGAUGCAGCGUAAAGGCAGCGACGACGGCGACUACUCGCUCGGCACCUCGACCUCGACCGGCAGCAGGUCAUCAUCAUGGGACUCGGACUCGCUCCAACGUGCGCUCCCCUCGGCGCAGACGGUCAAGUUUGUCCUCCUCUGCUUCCUCUGGUACGCGACCUCGGCAGUGUCAAGUAACACGGGCAAGGUCAUCCUCAACAACUUCAAGUUCCCAGUGACCCUCGUUAUCGUCCAGUUUGCCUUUGUCGCGGGGCUCUGCUGGAUCGGCUCGCGCCGCGAGCUCGGCCUCACAGGUCGUCUGCGCAGCCCAACAAAGGCAAUCUUGCGUGGAACCUUGCCCAUGGCCAUCUUCCAGGUUGGAGGCCACAUCUUUGGCUCGCUCGCCAUCAGCCGCGUGCCCGUUAGCACGGUUCACACCAUCAAGGCCCUCUCUCCCCUCUUCACGGUCCUCGCGUACGCUGUCGUCUUUGGCGUCUCGUACUCGCCGGCAACCUACAUCUCAAUCCUCCCUCUCACCCUCGGCGUCAUGCUCGCCGUGUCGUUUGACAUUUCCUUGUCCAACUUCUUCGGCCUCAUCUGCGCCUUUGGCUCUACGAUUGUGUUCGUGUCCCAGAACAUCUUCUUCAAGAAGGUCAUGCCUAGCCCCGGCUCCAAUGCCGAGACUAGCGGUCCCCGCCUCGACAAGAUCAACCUCCUCUACUUUUCGAGCGGCAUGGCCUUCCUCCUCAUGAUCCCCAUCUGGCUCUACUCUGAUGCCGGCCGGAUCGCCAGCAUGUGGUUCAACGGCGUCCCGCUUACCGGUAGCGUUGGCGGCAGCAAGGUUGCGCUCUACCUUUUCAUCAACGGCACGGUGCACUUUGCCCAGAACGUGUUGGCAUUCCUCAUCCUCUCGUCAACCUCUCCCGUGACGUACUCGAUCGCCUCGCUCGUCAAGCGCAUUGCUGUUAUCUGCCUCGCAAUCAUCUGGUUCAAGCAGUCGGUCCACGCCAUCCAGGCCGUCGGUAUCGGUCUCACUGCUGUUGGCCUCUACAUGUACAACAACGCCAAGCGCGACGUUGAAAAGGGCGAGAAGAAGAUGCGCCAGGUCGACGCCGUCCACAGCGGCAUGCUCCCGACCUCGGUCGCCGACCAGCGCCUCCUCGAGGGCCGUUCGACCCCUGCUACUGAGAAGCCAUACGCCCACCUCGGCAAGGAGUCUCCCCGCCCCUCCUACAGCCACGACUUUGAGAGUGUCUCAAAGUCGUCUGCCAUCCGCUCAGCUCCCCCUCCCAUCUUCACCAUGCCGCCUCGAGGCGCAAAGGUGUCGCUGCAGGAGCCCUACCCCUCCCCACCAGCCAGCACGGCCUCGUCCCCACCCCUCCCUGCCGUGCCGCUCGCACGAGGGGACGACACGCCCUCAAUCUCCUUGACUGGAGCGUGAGCACAUCUCACGUUUAGAUCGACAUUGUUUAGAUUUCAUGCCUUCAUCACCAUUCGACCUCGUUCCUUGCCCCCCUUUGCAACCCCCGCCAUCUCACGGGUUGUUGUGCACUUGCAUAGCUUCGCCUCUUUCAUUAGAUCUUCAUAGACACGGCUGAAGUCACCGGCGACGGACACUCCCUCCAAUCUCAAUACACUGGCGUAACGAGCCGCACACACUGUCGACCCCAUGCAUAAUAC